AUGGUCGUUUUUCGCCCCUUCAAGGAUGAGGUGCUUCUCGCUCGGAUACGGAGUUCGACACCUCAAGGCAUUCACCAACUUCCAGAGGGUUGCGAAUACAACCACUCCGAGCAACUCUGGAUUUGGAAUGUGGAAGACGACAGGCUAUACUUUGACAACCACGAAAUGGUAAGGGUCCAGGUCGUUGAUGAGGAAUGGCACGAUCAAGCGCCGCUGGGCCCUCUCCAAAAUCCCGAAGACAACCCGCCGAAACCGCCAUACAAGAUCACGGGAAGCAUGCGCAAAGAGGGACUAGGCGCCUGCAUCUGGUGGGACGGGAACUGA
Molecule: messenger RNA, 324 nt
Organism: Parascedosporium putredinis
Lineage: Eukaryota; Fungi; Ascomycota; Sordariomycetes; Microascales; Microascaceae
Source: the annotation of a GenBank genome assembly